Messenger RNA from Gossypium raimondii (Peruvian cotton), 759 nucleotides. Its product is annotated as secreted RxLR effector protein 161-like. The record is from RefSeq and is a predicted model, not a curated record. The transcript has a single exon. NCBI's taxonomy places the organism in Eukaryota, Viridiplantae, Streptophyta, Magnoliopsida, Malvales, Malvaceae. Bases 1 to 759 code for a protein of 252 amino acids.
AUGGCACAUUGCAACCCAGUAUCAACACCAAUGGAACCAGGUGUAAAACUCUCGAAAUUCGAUGGAGGAGAACGAGUCGACGCAAGUAAAUACCGAAGUUUGGUGGGAAGCCUUCGCUAUCUCACUUGCACAAGGCCUGAUAUUUCGCUAAGUGUUGGCAUUGUAAGUCGGUUCAUGGAAGAGCCGGUUUAUUCACAUUGGAAGGUGUUGAAGCGAAUCCUACGGUAUAUUCAAGGAACGGUGUCACUCGGGUUAUUUUAUUCAAAUAUGGAAGAUUACAAGUUGAUUGGGUAUUCCGACAGUGAUUGGUGCGGAGACCUAGAGGAUCGGAAAAGUACAUCGGGAUAUGUGUUCUUUAUAGGUAACAUAGCAUUUGCUUGGCUUUCAAAGAAGCAACCAAUUGUGACACUAUCGACAUGUGAAGUUGAAUAUGUGGCAGCAUCUUGGUGUGUGUGUCAUGCUAUAUGGCUCAGAAAUUUGUUGGGCGAGUUGGAGCAACAACAACUUGGUGCAACUGAGAUACGAGUUGACAAUAAAUCAGCGAUUGAGUUGGCAAAGAACCCAGUGAAUCAUGAGAGAAGCAAACACAUUGACAUUCGUUUUCAUUUUAUCCGAGAUCAUGUAAAGGAAGGAAGUGCGAAAUUAGUGCACGUGGCAAGUCGGGACCAAGUCGCGGAUAUCUUUACAAAACCGCUACCGAUGGUACUCUUCGACAACUACAAGAAAUUAAUCAACAUAAAGGAUGGCAGAAGCAUUUAA